AUGACACGCCACGCUAAAGCCCACGAGGGUGUAAAAUUUCAGUGCGCACUAUGUCCAAAAAUGUUUUCACGUAAAGACAUGUGGGCUACCCACGUUAAAAUUGUUCACCACGAAGGAAGAGUCGCCGCACCGGCUUUCACCCCUGAGGCCGGACCGUCAACCGCCCCGCAGAAUACUGUAGCCCCGACACCUGUCGCCGGCCCAUCGAAAACACAAUGGACAACGGACGAGGAGGACGAUAAACUUUUUAUGGACUUUGAUAUGGACAUGGACAACAGUAAGUUUUUUUCGUUUUACCCCGCCACAUAAAUAGCAUUAUAGGUAGUUUUAUUUUUAUUAUUCGCGUAACAUAAUAUUUCCCGAUCGAGUAAUUUAUUAAAAACUCAUCAUACGGUCUGUGAAACGAUCAGUGGUACAAUAGUUGGAGUAUUCCGGCAUUGUAUCGAUCAAUUCACGCGUCGCAUCCUAUGGGCUAAUAGGGUAAUAGGGCCCGCGGGUCCCUCAUCACCCGAACAUCCGUGAAUUAUUCGAAUAUUUAGAAUUAGCAGCUAGUGAGAUGUCCGCUGGAUACACUUGA
Messenger RNA from Cinara cedri, 577 nucleotides. The record is from the annotation of a GenBank genome assembly. NCBI's taxonomy places the organism in Eukaryota, Metazoa, Arthropoda, Insecta, Hemiptera, Aphididae.